AAUACAUUUAAGGCAAUACUGAAAGCAUGUGAUUAAAAUAAGUGAUUCAUAACAGGAAAGUUUUAGAAUAGAAAAUAGGUGUAAAGAAGCUGCUUGUGUGAAUAAAGUGUUUGCUAUAGGUCCUUUUUCAGGCAUUCAAAGUAUCAACAAUGGCUACACCAUUAACAAAUGAAAUUUCAACAAGUAGCAGUUCAGCUUCUAACAGCAACCUUCCCAAUUUGGAUCCUGUCAGUAAUCCAACAAAUGGCAACCCUACGACUUCAACUCCUGCUAAUCCGACUGCAACAAACAACAAUCCUUCACCGGCAAGUAACCCUAGCCCUACAGGUAUACUCAACACUCUGCCUUCAAAACUUAAUGCCGCCAUUGAGGCUAUUGCAAAAAUUCUACCCGAUAUCAACAAAACUAUCCAAGAAAAUGAAAGGCAACUUGAUGAAAUGAAACAAAGGGCAGAAACUGGAGAACAAUUCGACCAAACUAACUUACAUCUUCAAGAAUUUCAAUCUCGAGUUACUGAAGCAAAAACGUUUUUGAACAUCCUAAAACCAUUAGCUGAGUAUGGAGCCAAAGAUAAAACUGAAAUAUAUGCUGAACUAGAGAAACGAAAGCAAUCUAAGCUUCAAGAGUUCAUCAACGAUUUGCGUGCAAGAUUUGGAACAUGCCGGGAUCAAUUUCUUAAAUUUGAGGGAUCUUGUAACGAAUUCGAAAGAAGAGCCUCAGACAGUAUUGAAAGAACCAAAACCAGUGUCACUAGCAACAGCCAGGAGGUGAGGGAAGCACAACAGAAUUUCACAAAUGCCUCAUUCAAAAUGACGCUUGCUGUAGGGACAUGUCGCCUUUUUGCAGUAAUACUUUUCUUGGCAUCGGUUCUGAGCAUUUGUGGAUACAUAUCACAGCCAUGGACAACCAUUAUUUUUUCAGCAUUGAUAAUGUUUGCAGCAUGGAUUUAUCAAUACUUUUUCGCAGAAGUAGCGGUGACUGAGAAACACACAGCAAUACACAAACAAACAGCACACAGGAGCAUAAGAAACGAACAGAAAAGUAUUCGACAACUUCAAGAACAAAUGUGCAAAAUCAAGCAACAAAUAAGCGAAAAAUGGGAAGAUUUACAGCUAGUUCAUGAUGAAAUGCAAAGAAUCAGAAAGCCUUACGGAUAUGACACAAUAAAGCACAAUUUGGAAGUAUUGACUGUACAUUCAAAAAGAAUUUUAAAGGACCUUGAGCGAGUUGGUGAAAAUUUAAGCAGCAAGCCGAAUGAAGUUGUGAGUGACACCGUGCCUGGAGGUCGAAACGAAAUAGAAGUGGUCCAUAGUUUCCAUGAAUUUAUCGAGGUACACUCUAACAAUGGAGACAGCCCACAAGUAGCAAGGCAAUCACAGACUGUAUACGAAGAUGCUUCACAGGAAGUUUCACAAAUUGGACGCUUAAAACAUCCUAGUCCAGAGUCUGGCCCAAGCAGGAAGUUUUCUUUGGUCAAGAUAUCCUCUGGAGCCCAAUCUAUCCACGAAAGGAUUCACUUCUCUUUAAACGAAUUCGAAUCAAAAAUGAAAGACGGUUGCAAACCAACUGUCAAAAUCGCUCAUGGCUACAAUAGAAUUGAUAUUCCUACACUACCAACUGUCAAGCAACAUGGAAAACAGUGGCUUGUUGCUUUCUCCCCAGUAGUGGCAGGUUGUCACCUGAUAACUGUCACCAUAGAUACAGAAAUCACAGGAAACGUAGUUCAAAAUGAGAGGAUCAUGAUCGAAAACAGAGAAUCGAUUCAGCCGGGUAACAAAGUAGAACGAGGUCCUGAUUGGAAUGAUAUAGAUCAGCGGCACUGUGUUGGUGAGGUUUUGAGUGUGAGCGAGGACGAUUCGGUGAGAGUUCAGUGGAGAGAUGGGACAGAAGGAGAAUACAAGUGGGGGCAGGAUGACUUAUACGAGGUGCAGCUAAAAAUGUGACUCGAUCUAUACAAUUAGAAACAAUAAAGUGCACGUAGUUAAUACUCUUUCAACUAUAGUCUAUAGUAAUAAUUACCUUGCGCACAUGUAAAAGUUGAACACUUUAAAACUUGAUUUUGAGCUCAUAAUUCUAAAACAACUUUCAAAUUGUAUGUCA
Halichondria panicea is the source of this 2100-nucleotide messenger RNA. RefSeq lists its product as uncharacterized. Gene Ontology annotation, molecular function: ubiquitin-protein transferase activity; metal ion binding. NCBI's taxonomy places the organism in Eukaryota, Metazoa, Porifera, Demospongiae, Suberitida, Halichondriidae. Gene Ontology annotation, biological process: protein ubiquitination. The transcript has a single exon. Bases 150 to 1943 code for a protein of 597 amino acids. The record is from RefSeq and is a predicted model, not a curated record.